Laccaria bicolor S238N-H82 is the source of this 474-nucleotide messenger RNA. RefSeq lists its product as uncharacterized. Lineage: Eukaryota; Fungi; Basidiomycota; Agaricomycetes; Agaricales; Hydnangiaceae. Bases 1 to 474 code for a protein of 157 amino acids. The transcript is spliced from 6 exons. The record is from RefSeq and is a predicted model, not a curated record.
AUGCCUAUCGUUCCUCAAAGUUUUAAACGGAAAUCUGCCUUUCCGACGUCUGAAAUUAUCGCACAUCACCAGACUGAGCAUGCGAAUCAAAGCAAGACAAGCUCUAACGCUGCGACCCCUCUUGUCAAGGGUGACCCUCUUGUUGACCCCCAGUCUGCAGCAACCCAGAAGGCCGAUCUCAACAACGCACAAGAAGAAAUCAACAACGGAUUGUGCAUCUUCGUCAAAGGUGGGCCAUACCUUGGGGUAUGUGCUACCCAUUACAGAUGGAUCUAUUUCUACGAUUUCGCUCCACAUAGAUUUAACGACCUGGGGGACCUGGGAGUUGAUAUCCCUCAGCUUUCAGUAAUCUCCGAUAACGGAAAAACUCAGUCAUUCGGCUCAAAAUGGUCCAACACCUCACAUUUGGGCGUACAGACCGCUUUCGGAUCAUCAAAGGGGUUAAUCGCAUCAGGUGGCUACCACUAUUUAUGA